CUGAGGUCAUCGAGUCGUGCAGCUCCAAAGAUGGUCACUGAUCAGGACAGUUCUAGAUCUGAGGCGGGGUCAGAGAUAAGUCCUGACCAUGAGACGGACCGUUUUGGGUUCAUCGUGCCCAGUGGAGCUGAAGCUGGGCACGUCUGGGAGCUGUGCCUUUGAGGGGGGGUACUGUCAUGAUCCUGCAGCUCCAGCCUGGGCUGUGCGGGUGCCCGCGCGGUUGCGCUGAUUGGGAGGCGCACACCUGCGCCUCAUGCAGGCUGAUUAUCCGGUGUAUUUAUAUGACCCCGAUGACGACUGGUCCGCGCCAGUUCGUUGAGCUUCAUGUCCCGUUCGAGUACUCCCAUAUCCCUGAUCGACAACCCGUGUGUACUGACCUUCGCCUGUUCUCCGACCAACCCCGAUUGUGGGCCCAGAACCUCAACUAGUCAGACAGAGGGAGGCCAAGUGGAUAAACAUCAUGGGCCAAUGGCAGAGCAUCUUGUUAAAAAAGACUAACAUGGUCAAAGUGCAAUGUCAGAAAGGCAUCCCAACUUCGCUCAGAGCAAAGUGUUGGCCUUUGUUGUGUGGUGCAACCAACAGGAUGAACCACAACAAGCAACUUUUCCAGUCUCUGGACUCAAAGGCUGCUCUGCAAAUGUGGGUGGACAUUAUUAACAAAGAUCUGGACCGACAAUUUCCUUUCCACGAGAUGUUUCUUUCCAAGGAUGGACAUGGGCAACAAGGUUUGUUCCAGGUGUUAAAAGCCUACACUCAGUACAAGCCAGACGAAGGGUACUGCCAGGCACAAGGGCCAGUGGCUGCUGUUCUCCUGAUGAACAUGCCAGCAGAGGAGGCCUUUUGGUGUCUGGUCCAGAUUAGUGAGGAGUACCUCCCAGGAUACUACAGUCCUCUACUGGAGGGAGUCUUGUUCGAUGCAACUAUGCUGACCUGGGUUUUGAAGAAGACGUGUCCUUCUGCGCACAAACACCUCCAGCGCCACGAAGUGGAGCCUCUGAUGUUCGCCACUGACUGGCUGAUGUGCUUGUUCACACGCCAUCUGCCCUUCAACGCUCUCCUCCGAGUGUGGGACCUGUUUUUCUGCAAUGGGGUGCGGGUGCUGCUGCAGGUGGCGGUGGUGUUGGUGCGUCACGUGCUGGGUCGGGCUGACCAGAGGAAGCAGUGCCAGGGCCAGAUGGAGACCCUGCAGAGGCUGAGGGAUGUCAGGUGUGAAGUCCAAAAAGAGGACGACGACUUCAUAGCAGAGGUGUGUGCUGUGCCACUUUCCUCCAGUGAUCUGGAGAAACAAACCGAGAAGGUGCUGGCAAAGUGGAGAAAAGACAGACCCUCGUCUACUUUUGACCCGAGAGGUCGCUGCCACAGAUACCGAGUAGCAUGGGAGAGGGCUGAACUCAAUCAGGCAGACCUGGAGAGAAAAGAGAGAGAGACAGGCAACCUUUCUGUGCCGCUCACCCGCUCGGCCUCCUGCUUGUCGCUGUCACCGUCGCUCCUUCACAAGAGGUGGAGGAAAGGGGGGGACAUCAGAGUACAGAAGGCCAAGAGCGGGGUUUUGAGGCAUUGCUCAAUUGGUGGAAAGGACUGGAGAAGCUGCAAUGACUUGAAUUUGCAGGCAAAAAAGGAGGAUAAUGAUAAACAACAAAGACGAGUCUCUGAUGAAAAGAAGCAGACAACUGUGCUAAGAGAAAUAACCCAAACUCCAGAUGGUCAAAUUAUUCCUCUGACCAAAGAUGCUUCUCACCAGGACCCAGAAAAGGAUCUUUUAAGUGAUGACAGAGACAUAGAGGUGGGAAGGAGUCAAUUGGAGACAGACCAAGGAGUGGAUAUAGCUUUAAACAAGGACAUAACCUUAGAGUUGGAAGUGAAAAAUGUGGUAAAGACAAAAACAACUGAUGAAGUUUCAACAUCUCAGCACCCAACAAGAUCAGAAUUGGAUGAGGAUACAUCUAGUGAAGCUGUCAAAAGGCAAUACCAGAGGACUGAAUCAGUAACAGAAAUUAACCCAGAACCCCAGGCUGAAACAAAAAUUUUCACCCAAGAAGACGAGGUCGGGGAAUACAGAACCACGCAGCAACAAAUAGAUGACAUUCAAAAAUAUGACAGACGAUGCGACACAAACACUACUUUUAAAACCUCACUUCAAUGCAUCCAUCAGAUAAGAAGUGAAGCGUGUUGUCUUCGUGAUGAGAUGCAAAACAACACAAUUGAACAAGAAACAACUCAUACGGAAAUAACCCCCAGCCUGAAACAAGUCUCUGUGAACAGGACUUCCCGCUUUUUUGAUGAUGCCUGUAUCCGCAUGUCCUCCAGCUCCCGUGGCUCAAAGUUAACACGACGUCUCUCGCAAGAUCUUUUCACCCACCAUGGUCAAAGUGUUCGAGACACCCAAUCUCCAAACCCAACUACUCAUCAGAUCGUAGGAGCACAACAAAUGCCACUCGAGCCGACUAAGCAUUUCAAUCUUUUCCGCAGGCAGCCCAAAAAGAAUACAAAGAAGAGGGCAGACAAAAUCCAAGUCCCCACCAUCUUGAUCCAAGAUUUCAGUGAGGGAACAGGAAAAAUAGUUGAGGAGCAGGAGACGGUGAAUUCCAGGGAGAAAAGGUGGUGGUGGAAACGUGAGCAAGAAAUGAGGGACAAAGAGGAGGAAAGGUUGAGGAGAAAGAGAGAGAAAGAGGUGAAGAAGGAUGGAGAGAGAAGGAAACCACAAACAAGGGGGAAAAGUUUUCAGGUGCAGAGAGAGACAUUAAAAUGCUCCUCUUCUUAUGCUGAAUCUUACUUUUAAUCUAUUCUCUUUGCCUAAUAUCGAAGUUGGAUUUGAAUGCUCUGAGUCACGUAGUUUAACAAUUUUGUUCUAUUCUUUGUUUUAUUCAAAGAAAAUUAUUUGCAUACAAAACAACCCACAAGUGCUGAAUGUUUAGUUUCAACAUGAUUCCAAACGUUCACAAUGUAACAACCCAAUAAUAAUAAUAAAAAUAAGUUGCCUA
Messenger RNA from Syngnathoides biaculeatus (alligator pipefish), 2981 nucleotides. RefSeq names its product TBC1 domain family, member 10C (gene tbc1d10c). Lineage: Eukaryota; Metazoa; Chordata; Actinopteri; Syngnathiformes; Syngnathidae. Bases 461 to 2779 code for a protein of 772 amino acids. The transcript is spliced from 10 exons. The record is from RefSeq and is a predicted model, not a curated record.